Macrosiphum euphorbiae (potato aphid) is the source of this 903-nucleotide messenger RNA. The record is from the annotation of a GenBank genome assembly. Lineage: Eukaryota; Metazoa; Arthropoda; Insecta; Hemiptera; Aphididae.
AUGAAACUCUUUUUAACCGGUGCGUCGGGCUUAUUGGGAAGAUCUAUAUACGAACGUUUUCUUAACGAACCAGAUUGGACUGUGUGCGGUAUCUCGUUCAAAAGGACUAGCCCAGGGCUGACAAAAUUGAACCUGCUUGAUAAAGACGCAGUCACUAAUCUCCUUAAUACAGUUUGCCCUGACGUUAUUGUUCACUGUGCUGCUGAACGGUUUCCAGAUAAAGUAGAAAGUGAUCCUCAGGCUGCUUAUGAUCUGAAUGUUGGAGUAUCAGCUCAUUUAGCUGAUGUAGCAAAUCAUCUCAAUGUGCCGUUGUUGUAUAUCAGUACAGAUUAUGUAUUUAAUGGAGAUGAAAGUCCUUAUAAAGAAACUGACGAACCUUCGCCUAUUAAUGAAUAUGGAAGGUUGAAGUUGCUUGGUGAAAAAGCAGUCCUUGCUGCUAAUCUAAAUAAUAUCAUUCUCCGUAUUCCGGUACUAUAUGGACCUGUUGAAAAUUUAGAAGAAAGUGCAAUUACUUAUUUGUUAAUUGGAUUAAAAAAGUGUCAAAAUAAUAAUGAAUUAUUUAAAGUCUCUAAUUAUGAACUUCGUAAUCCAUCAAGUGUUGAUGAUAUAGCACACAUUGUGUUUAAUUUAGUAGGGAAAAAAAUUGCAUCUAGUAAUGACAUCAGUGGUAUUUAUCAGUGGUGUGGAAAAGAAAUGUAUACAAAGUAUGAUAUGGUGGCUAAGAUGGCUAAGAUUUUUGACAUGAGUAUGGAACAAGUAGUUCCAGUAAAUGGACAAGGUGGAGUGAAACGCCCAUUUAAUACUCAAUUAGAUGUUUCACGCAUAAAUCAGUUAGGAAUUGGAACACAUACUAAUUUUGAAGAUGGAAUAAAAACUUUAUUAGCCAGUUGGAAUGUUAAGUAG